AUGCCGCCCCCUCUCUCUCUCCCCCUGUUGUGCACACCGGCAUGCAGUCCCGUGGACACAGAUCAACAGGAACACAACCAUAGUAAGCACCGUUCCAUGAGCAGCUGCCGCGGUAUCGUUGUCGCUGGCGUCACGAACCAGGCACGGACACAGAUGGCCGAGGCGUUCUUGCGGGCCUUUACUGGUGGCCGCGUGUUUGUGUGCAGCGGGGGCGUGCAUCACCUCGGCACUGUGCAUCCGUUGGCGGUGGCGGCCAUGGCGGAAGCGGGCAUCGAUGUUAGCCGGCAGUCCUCGUCCUCGCUGGCUGGCGUGCGUCGGCAGCGCGACACGUACGACGUCUACGUCAGUGUUGAUGCCCCCUACACGGAGCGCACAAGCGACCGGUAUCAGCGGCGCUACACCGACACACAAGCUGCUCAGCAGAGCUCGAUGGGCGGUGUCGGGUUGCCGGCGUCGUGCGCUUCUUCCACUUCGGAUUUCUGCGACCCACUGCUGGCAUCGGCGACGCCGGCGCACUGGACAGUGUCGCAGGACACAACGGACGGCCGGCAGAGCUGGACGUUGUGGAGUCCGCGUAACCCCGCUAUUUACCACGAGCGGUCGACACGCAAGCUGCAGGAUCACCUGUACGAGGGCGAGCCUCUCUUCAUGCGCGUGCGGCCGCACGAACUGCGCAAGGCGUGCCGGGUGCAGCGGCGGUGGGAGGUGCCGGAGCUCACGCAGCGGUUCGCGCUGGAGACGGAGGCCGAGCAGAAGGCGCGGUUUCUGCAAGCGCGUGAUCUGCUCGGCUCCCUGGCCCUUGCGCUCGUACGCGACUUGGAGCGGGAGUACGGCGAAACGAUGCUCGACGAGGCCACGGUGACUGCCUAUGAGAAGGUUGCGGCGACGAGGUGCUGA
Leishmania mexicana MHOM/GT/2001/U1103 is the source of this 897-nucleotide messenger RNA. RefSeq lists its product as hypothetical. Lineage: Eukaryota; Euglenozoa; Kinetoplastea; Trypanosomatida; Trypanosomatidae. Bases 1 to 897 code for a protein of 298 amino acids. The transcript has a single exon. The record is from RefSeq and is a predicted model, not a curated record.